AGGUGAUGGUGCUACUUCAGCGAAGCGCUGUCAGGUUGUAUCGGUUUAGACGCGUUAAACAUCAAAUGAUCGACCGGCAGGAUGGAUGGAAACAGCAGCAGUAUUAUCACUUCUGCAAUUCUAGCCAUUGAUUACAUGGACUCUUUACUCCCCGAAAACCCUUUACAAGAGCCGUUUAAAAAUGCAUGGAACUACAUGCUGGACAAUUUUACCAAAUUUCAAAUUGCUACUUGGGGUUCUCUUCUGGUUCACGAAGGCAUUUAUUUUUUGUUCUGCCUACCGGGUUUUAUUUUUCAGUUUAUUCCAGCCAUGCAGAAGUAUAAGAUACAAAAGGACAAGCCAGAGAGUAUUGAGAAACAGUGGAAGUGCUUCAAAGUGCUGCUGUUCAAUCACUUCUGUAUCCAGCUGCCUCUGAUCUGUGGUACUUACUACUUCACUGAAUUCUUCAACAUUCCGUAUAACUGGGAGAAAAUGCCACGAUGGCAGGUCAUUGCAAUGCAAUGCCUGGGUUGUGCUAUUAUUGAAGAUACUUGGCACUACUUCCUGCAUAGAUUGCUGCACCAUAAGAGAAUCUACAAAUAUAUUCAUAAAGUCCAUCAUGAAUUUACGGCGCCAUUUGGCAUGCAAGCGGAAUAUGCCCACCCAGCAGAGACACUCAUCCUCGGAAUGGGUUUCUUCAUUGGCAUCAUGAUCUUCUGCAAUCAUGUAAUCCUCCUCUGGGCUUGGGUGAUCUUUCGUCUCCUGGAAACAAUAGACGUACACAGUGGUUAUGAUGUUCCCCUGAAUCCAUUGCACUUGAUUCCAUUUUAUGGUGGCUCCCGUUUCCAUGACUUUCAUCACAUGAACUUCAUUGGAAACUACUCUUCAACCUUCACGUGGUGGGACAAGCUGUUCGGAACAGACUCUCAGUUCCAGAUGUACAAUGAUAAGUUGAAGGAAAUGAAAAAGGAUCAAUAAGAAAUAAACAAAACCAAUAACAUAAAACAUAGCAAUUUUACUCCAAAUUACUAUUACUAUAAACAGGAAAUUGAGGAAUCUAAUCAAUCGCUGAACUGUUUAGCAAAUUGGUGCUCUUAAUGGGUCCUGAUGGCGAAGUUCAUUUUGCUACCAUCUUUUAAUAAAUAAAAUAUUCUAAAUGUUUUUCCUGGCAUUCACCUGAGGAAGUAGUACUGUUAACUACACAAUUAUACAGACCAACUCCAUUUUCUAAUGAUUAUUAUUUGAAAUUGUUCCAAAAUUUUGGGAGAACUGUCUCGAAGUUGUUUCUCUUUCUGUAAGGAAUUUAGGGAAACAUUUUCAUAAUUACUUGUGGUAUUGAACCUUUCAAUGAAUUAGCCCUGGUUUUUUUUUGCAAUAUUUCCUUAUUUUGUUGGAGAAAAUAUGUUUUUGCAAACGCGUGUUAUGCCCUAAUUUGAAUGACCUUUUUAGAUUUGAAUUUCUGGAAUAAUACCUGGAAAUAUUGGAAAUCUUCUUCCAAGGACAAAUUACAAUUUACAGUUUCUCACUGUCCUAACUGGCGUAAGAUAAUACAACCAGAUGUUUAUAAUCAAUAUGUAUAUUUGCUUAUUGUGAAAUAGCAUCAAAUCUUAUAGAUAUCUUGUAAUAUUUUCACUUGGGCAUUCAGGUAUGUCAUUUGAUUCAAAGUCCAAAUAUUGUCUGCGCUGCUGUCAAGAACUGUAGGUGACAUGUUCUGCAAAAUUCAAUUAUUUGGCUUUUUUUAUCAGAAAGAAUCUCUGGUAUAGGGGUCACAGCAUGGAAGAGGCUCUCCAGUCUAUAGUGCCCACACUGGUCAUCAAGCACCAAUCUAUUCUUGUCCCAUUUUCCAGUCGCUGGCCUAUAGGCGCAUAUGCUGUGGCAUUUCAGGUGUUCAGCUCCCUUCAUAGCUGAAUUGGUGAAUCCCCUCUGCACCCCUCAAAUGUGAUCGCAUCCUUCCUAGAACUGCACAAAGUACUCCGGUUUUGGCCUAACUAUUGUUUUCUACAGCUCCUGCAUAACCUUGCUCGUCUUGUAAUCAGUAUCUUGACUAAUAAAAACAAGUGUCCCAUUUGCCACCUUAUCCACCUGCAACCUUAACUACCUGUCCUGCUGUCGUCAAGGAUCUAUGGACAUCCGUACCAAGGUCCCUCUGAUUCUCUGUACUUCCUAAGUCCUACCAUUCAUCAUGUAUUCCCUUCUCUCGUUAGUCCACAAAAAAUGCAUCACCUCACACUUUUCAGGAUUAAAUUCCAUUUGCUAUUGUUCUGCCCAGCUAACCAGCCUGUCUAUAUUGUCCUAUAGAUUCUCCUCCUUGCUAUUUACCUCAUCACCAGUUUUCAUGUCAUCUGCGAACUUAUUACUCAUACCUCCAUUAAUGUCUUGAUCGUUAAUGUACGUUACUAACGGCAAGGUACCCAGCAAUAUGGCUUCAAAUCAGAAAAACAACUUUUGGCCAUCACACUCUGUCUCUUGCCACAAAACCAAACUGUUAGACAUAGUUAUGCAAUAUUUAAAUUUAAUGAGGUUUACUCAGUACUAGGGAGUUCUGAAAAGAUUUUUUAGCUCAGGUUGAGGUUUUGGAUGCAAGCUUGAUUGCUGAGCUGGAAGGUUAGUUUUUAAACAUUUUGUUACCAUACUAGGUAACAUCAUCAGUGAGCCUCUGGUGAAGCACUAGCAUUAUGUCCCACUUUCUUUUUGUGUUUAGGUUUCCUUGGGUUGGUGAUAUCAUUUCCUAUGUUGAUGUAAUUUGUUGUGUUGGUGAUGUCAUUUCCUGUUCUUUUUCUCAGAAGGUGGUAAAUGGGGUCCAAGGCAAUGUGUUUGUUGAUAGAUUUCCAGUUGGAAUGCCAUACUUCUAGGAAUUCUCAGGCAUGUCUCUGUUUGACUUGUCCCAGGAUGGAUGUGUUGUCCGCAUCAAAGUGGUGUCCUUCCUAAUCUAUAUGCAAGGAUACUAGUGAUAGUGGGUCAUGUCAUUUUGUGGCUAGUUGAUGUUCAUGUAUCUUGGUGUUAGUUUUCUGCCUUUUUGUCCAAUGUAGUGUUUGCUACAGUUCUUGCAAGGUAUUUUGUAAAUGACAUUCAUUUUGCUUGUUAUCUAUAUAUGGUCUUUAGCUGCUGUUUUAGUGUGUUAUGGUGAGUUUGUGGGCUACCAUCAUGCCAAGAGGUCUGAGUAGUCUAGCAGUCAUUUUCAAGAUGUCUUCGAUGGAGGAGAGAGCGGCUAGGAUUUCUGGGCACGUUUUGACUGCUUGUUUGGGUUUGUUGCUAAGUCGCUCAAUAUUAAAAUGUUUUAUAAAAUGGAUCAAGCUUAGUUCAGAUGACAUCAUUUGUUUAUAGUUUAUUUCCAGCUGAUUCUUCCUGAAUUACAACACUUUAACUUCAAAAUCCACUUACUUUUGUGUGGAAAAUAUGUCCCAUUAAUGUUAAUAAAAGAAACUGAAGAAUCUAAGAUGAAAUAAAUUCUCAAAAUGGAAGUCAUUAUAGAUAACUAAAUCUGAAACUGCAUGUAAGAGGUUAGGAGAUUAUAUUUGUAAGUUGAUAUUUUUGGCAUUUUUGCUAAAGAGAUAAAUACCAUUUGGUGAUUACACUGUUGAGCUUGCUUUAUAAUAAAUCAGUGUGGAGAUCUUAUUAAAUAACAUUGAAUAUUUUCACCCUUUUAUGUUAAUGGAAAAUCGACAUAUAAUUGAAGGUUAGCAAGAGUUUCAGGUAAUUCAAAGGACUUUACAGUUACAGGUAACUAAUAACGUGGAGGAAUGAGUAGGCUUUAAAUGAUCUUAGCGAGUUUUAAUGAUCUGUUCUAAGAUUGACAACUAUUUUAAAUACUGAUAUUAAAAAAAAACAGACUGCUGGUUCAGUGAAAGUUCAAUAUCAGAAUUAUGUUCAAGGCUCUACAUUGUAAGGCAUAUAAAUAUGUUGUAAGUAUUAUUAGUGUCAUCUAUGGAAAAUAUUAUAUUUUGUUACUUCUCAGGAUUGCUAUGGUUGUCCAGUUCAUUUUCUACUUCUUAAGACUGUCAUCCAAAUUUCCCAAAUGCCCACAGUUUGAAUUGCAAUUUUUGUUUUUAUGGUAGUGAGCUUUGUGAUAGUGAUUUUCACUUUCAAGAAAGGACCCAAGAGCAGAUCUUCGUUUGAAAUGAUAAACCAUUUCACAAUAUUGAAAAAUGCGUAUAGUUAAAAUCUACAUUGUUUUCAUCUGAAAUCUGCUGCCAAAAUUCACCACCCCCUUCCACCUACAUUACUUCCCAAGAAGUCAAGCCCAUUUUCUUUUCCAAUUGCUGCUCCAUCUCUCUAUCUUUUAAAGUGUAAACUUUUCACUGCACUCAUCUGAGUACAUGUGACAAUAAAGCUAAUUCUAUUUCUAACUCUUUGAAUGAAUUGUUGAAGUCAAGCUUUAGGCCCACCUUACUCAAAAACUUCCAUUUAAACACACCCAACCUGGCUUUUCAGCCCCCACAGUGCUGGGACUAAUUUGCUUAAUGCCAUAAACUGCAUCUCUUGUUAAGAGCAAAAUACUGCGGAUGCUGGAAAUCUGAAACAAACACAAUGCUGGAAAAACUCAGCAGGUCUGGCAGCAUCAGCAGAGAGAGAAACUAAGUUAACAUUUUGAGUCCUGUGUGAGUUUUCCAGGACUUGUUUGUUAUUGCACAUGUGGUGCUUGACCUGCUGCACCUUCAGAUGUUAACAUAGUCAACUUGUCCAUCCUUUUUUCCAGAAUUUUCCCUAAUGGUCCCCUGUGAGCUGCCUUACUUCCACUUGUCUCAAUGUGUCUAGUACAUCACAGCUGCUUAUGAAUACUCAGUGUCUUGAUUGAUUCUAUGCUAAGUUUUAAAAGUCCACACUUUGUCCAAUAAUUAAACUGCUGCCUUCUGUAGUUUAACUCUUCAACGUAUUUGCAAGGUCAGUCACUGAGACUCACUUCUCUCAUGCUUUGCUGCCUUGUCUACUGUGCCCCACAUUAACACAACCAAAUCUGUUCAAAACCCCACUCCUAACCCCUUUAUUACCAUUGUUCAUUGAUUUCUGUUCUGCCAAUGCAUCAAAUUCGUAAUCCCCAGCCUCCAUUAUUAACACUUUUCUGGCCUCACCUACUUGUGCAUGUUCCAUGAAUCUUACAUUUCACAUUGUGACUUAUGCUUUUGUGUCCUUGUGUGCAAUCACACCGUUGGUGGCAAAACGUUUGAUUGUUCUGGAAUUAUUUUCUGAGACUCUCUUCCUACAUUUUUACACUUGCUACACUUGUUUUGCGUUUUGAAAAAGAAAAUCCUCUUAUUGACCCUGAAGUUGUCUCUUUAGCAGUUCAUUUCCUCAAGUAUCUUUGAACAAGCUCAACAUUAAACAUGAUUGGACAAUGCAGGUGUUGCAAUUUCAAUUCUAAAAGUAAUGGUUUUACUGCACUUCAGGGUAAGUGAAUUUUCACCUAAAAAUAUGUUUGGGUUCACAUUGACAUAAAUACAAGGCAGAAUCUAUACUUAUCUAAGGCCAGCUGUGUUGGUGGGGUUGGGGCUAAGGAUGGAGAAUCUGCACAGUCUUCGUCCUUCAGAGAUUGAUCACAAGAUUUGUACUUGGAAUGAGAAGUCCCCUUUUCAGGGAACAAAAUCUGGCCCAUUUCAGUGCCCAGCUGAUGUGGUUUGCGUCUGUACAAAGAUUGAGCAGAUACUAAUUUAUAUUGCUGUCGUUCUCUCCCUGUACUAGCCAGCUGCUGGCCUGAUGUUACAACUGGUUAAGACAGGUAGGAGUUGUGGUUUUCGUGGUGCUCACUAGCAAAUUUUGCACUUUCUAGUGAGAUGUAUAUUAAAACAUGGACUUGUGAUUUGAAAUGCUAAUGUAUUAUCAUUCUAAUGAUAUACAUAAUGAUCUAAUGGUUAACCAUCAAAUCAAUUAUGGUUUAUUAAUAAAUGUGUUCAGUAUGAUUACUCCAGAAUAACUUAGCAAGUUUUCUUGUUUUUUAUUAAGUCUUGUUGACCAUGAAUUUUAUACAUUCAAGUUUUAAAUAAAAUUAUUGCCAUCAAUAUUGUGCAGUACAUGCUGGGUGCCCAAGUUCUGUAAUAAUUCCAUGAUUGUAACUUUCUUAUUACAUUUAAUCAAUAAAAUUAGAUCUUCUAAAA
Messenger RNA from Hemiscyllium ocellatum (epaulette shark), 6068 nucleotides. Its product is annotated as methylsterol monooxygenase 1-like. Bases 82 to 957 code for a protein of 291 amino acids. Gene Ontology annotation, biological process: sterol biosynthetic process. Lineage: Eukaryota; Metazoa; Chordata; Chondrichthyes; Orectolobiformes; Hemiscylliidae. The transcript is spliced from 5 exons. The record is from RefSeq and is a predicted model, not a curated record. Gene Ontology annotation, molecular function: iron ion binding; C-4 methylsterol oxidase activity.